AUGUCUCCGAAAUCAGAAAGUCGGAAGGCACCACAACUAGGUGGUGAGGAUCUAGUCCCUUUUGACCAUGCUGCUGCUGGACAUGAUGGUGUACGCUGUACGUCUUCUGGCGCCCUGAUCGCGAAACCAUGCACGCGGCAGGAGGUAGAAUUCUACGAAUCCAGCGCGCUCCACCCGGCACUCCGGGGGUUUAUGCCCCUCUACAUCGGAUCCCUCUCAUCUUCCGAGCAACAGCAACCGCUGGCGAUUGCUGCCGCCCGAGAAUCUGGCGUCCUUCCCCUCCCGAACUCUGGCGACGUAGCCACCGAUUCCUCCCGUCCUAGCCAACCACCGUCGCACACAACCACCGCGCACGAAGACGGCGCUGUCCCGGCCAAGGAAGAAGCAGCAUGGGUUCCUUCUGGGGGCAAGGAAAUUGAUACUGGCUUAUCGAUCGUGCUGGAGAACAUUGCCUGUGGGUUCCGGCGCCCGAACGUGCUGGACGUUAAGCUCGGCGCGCGUUUAUGGGCUGACGAUGCGCCGCUCGAGAAGCGGAAAAAGCUUGAUGCUGUCUCUAAGGAAACGACCAGCGGCAGCGUUGGAUAUCGCAUCGCGGGUAUGAAAGUCUGGACUGGCCACAAUGGGGAGACCGAUGAGGGCGACCGGACAAAUCCGUAUGCUACGAAAUACGAGGGUGCAGAGGGCAAAAAGGGCGAGGUCAUUGAGAAGGAUGGCUAUCGGCGAUAUGAUAAGUGGUACGGUCGCUCUUUCAAUGAGAAUAAUGUCAAGCAAGGCUUUGAGACCUUUCUUGCUGGCGCAAAGGUGGGCAAGAUAGACCGAUCAAAGAUGGUCGCCCAGCGCUUGGCGCAAGAAUUGAAAAAUUUACAACGGGUUCUAGAAUCCGAGGAGAGCCGGAUGUACUCUGCGAGUGUGCUGGUGGUCUACGAAGGGGAUAUAGAAGCGAUGGAGCACGCAAUCGAAGAGGAACAAAAAGCCCCAGCACCCCGUUCUCGGGAAGAAGAAGAGGAUGACGACGAUGAUGAGGAAUUUGAACUUCCCGAAGAAGCCUUGGAGCUGGUCAAUGUCCAGCUUGGUGAUGGGAUGCCUCAACAAGCUAUCAAUAUCAGCAUUGAUCCCGAAACCAUGCAAAUACCCGAGGACGAUGACGAGGAGGACGAAACUCCUAAAGUCCAUGCCCUCCGCCUGAUCGAUUUUGCACAUGCCAGUUGGACCCCUGGGCAGGGCCCGGAUGAGAAUGUUCUCAAGGGUGUGCGCAGCCUCGUCAAGGUCUUUGAGGAACUCGCAGAGUGA
Penicillium mononematosum is the source of this 1290-nucleotide messenger RNA. Its product is annotated as inositol polyphosphate multikinase. Gene Ontology annotation, molecular function: inositol hexakisphosphate kinase activity; inositol-1,4,5,6-tetrakisphosphate 3-kinase activity. Lineage: Eukaryota; Fungi; Ascomycota; Eurotiomycetes; Eurotiales; Aspergillaceae. Gene Ontology annotation, cellular component: cytoplasm; nucleus. Bases 1 to 1290 code for a protein of 429 amino acids. The record is from RefSeq and is a predicted model, not a curated record. Gene Ontology annotation, biological process: inositol phosphate biosynthetic process; phosphatidylinositol phosphate biosynthetic process. The transcript is spliced from 2 exons.